Messenger RNA from Metopolophium dirhodum (rose-grain aphid), 2501 nucleotides. RefSeq names its product pre-mRNA-processing factor 39-like. The transcript has 9 exons. The coding region runs from base 351 to 2501 and encodes 716 amino acids. Gene Ontology annotation, cellular component: U1 snRNP; commitment complex; U2-type prespliceosome. Lineage: Eukaryota; Metazoa; Arthropoda; Insecta; Hemiptera; Aphididae. Gene Ontology annotation, biological process: mRNA 5'-splice site recognition; RNA processing. The record is from RefSeq and is a predicted model, not a curated record. Gene Ontology annotation, molecular function: protein binding.
UCGACUUAGACGAGCUACGAAAGCACACCGCUCUUCUUUCGAUUCACUACCAAGUAACACCGCCGUUCACGUCUCGCGACAUCUCCACGACCGAGGCUCGUUUGACGAGCUACGAAGAAGACACACCGUAUGGAAAAGUGUAACGGACCUAAAAACUCAUUUUUGUAGUUUUUAUGGUACUUACCUACUCGCGUGCUGCUGUGUUGUAGCUAUUUACAAAACAUAGAUUCUUUUUAAUUACGGCUGAACAAAAAAAAAAACAAAUACCUGCAAAACACGAGUAACACUACUCAUAUAACUGAUAAUAAAGAGUCUAGAAAAAUUGUUGGUGAAGUAAAACCUGAGGAAAAAUGGAAACCACAAAAUCUAAGCAAGAUGAAGGAACUGAAAAUGAAGAGUCAAGCAAAAUUGAUGAUAAUGAACAAAAACUCGAAAAGAAAGUUACUUUGGCCAAAAUAACUACGCAAGAAGAUGGAACAGACAAUAAAGAGUCUGGAAAAAGUAAUAAUACUAUAUUUGAUGGAGAACUGAAACCCGAAAACAAAAUAUGUAUUACCAAUAAAUCUGUGAUAGAGGAUGGACCACCGCCUGCUAUUAAAAUUGGUGAAAGUAAAUUGAUUGACAACGAAGAAUCUAGUGGAAGUAGUGAAGACAAAAUGUUUAUUAACUACAAUACAUUUGAUUCAGACGACCGUCCACAGACAACUAAUACUGAUGAGAGACAUACAGUUGAUGGAGAACUGAAACCCGAAAACAAAAUAUGUAUUACCAAUAAAUCUGGGAUAGAGGAUGGACCACCGCCUGCUAUUAAAAUUGGUGAAAGUAAAUUGAUUGACAACGAAGAAUCUAGUGGAAGUAGUGAAGACAAAAUGUUUAUUAACUACAAUACAUUUGAUUCAGACGACCGUCCACAGACAACUAAUACUGAUGAGAGACAUACAGGUGAAAUGAGAUUGCGUGACUUUGGAACAUUGGAAAGUAGUAAUAGUAGAAAACGUUAUCAAAAUCAAGACGAGGGUUCGGACGACAAUGAACUAUAUCUUUUGAAGAAAAUUAAAAUUGAAGAUACCAGUGAUGAUCCGUUUCAAGAGAUGUGGUCAUAUCAUCUUGAAUAUAACUCUUCAAAUUUCGAACAAUGGGAAAACAUAUUAUAUAUGGUCGAUUUAAACAAUAUUGUAGUAAACGCAAGAAUAGCUUACACUAAAUUUUUAGAACUGUAUCCGCUUUGUUACGGUUAUUGGAGGAAAUAUGCCAAUUUUGAAAGAAGAAAUAAUAACAUGGAUGAGUUUGAAAAAGUCAUAGAAAAUGGUUUAAUUGCUAUACCUAUAAGUGUUGAUUUGUGGAUUUAUUACAUGACAUAUCUGAGAACGGAACGUCCUGAUGAAGUGGACCAUAUUCGUAAUGAGUUCAAAAGAAGUUUGAAAUUGUGUGGACUUGAUUAUCAUUCUGAUCAGUUAUGGCAUGAUUACAUAUCAUGGGAAGUGGAGAGAACUGAAUUAUAUAAUGCAGCUCAAAUAUACUAUCAUCUUAUUUGUACACCAACUUCGAACUAUUUAAACAAUUUUUUCAAAUUUCAAGAGUUUAUAUUCACAAAAAUACCUGGAGAAUAUUUAGAUCAUGAAGAGUAUACCAAAAGACGAAAUAUAAUAAUUCAAUCAUUGGAAACAACCCAUAAUAAUAUAGAGUCAUCGAAUUAUGAAUCUAUACCACCCGGUGAAGAUUUUCACCAGAAAACUGAAUUUACCGAAGAUCAUAUUAUGUUCUUAUUGAGGAUUGGAAUUAUCAAUGAAUGGCACGAUAGUCACAAGGAAACUGGUAAACAAUUUGAAAGUAGGAAGAUAUUUGAGGAAAAUAUACGAAGACCUCACUUUCAUGUAAAUGAGUUGGAUUCUGCUGAGAUAAAAAAUUGGGGUAACUAUGUAAAGUUCGAGAGAAGAUUCGGAAGAAAUCAUGAACGCAUUGCUUAUCUCUAUGAACGGUGCUUGAUAACGUGUGUUUAUAACGAAGAAUUUUGGUUAGAUUAUCUGGAAUAUUUGUCUAUUAUAAAAAAUAUGGAUGUAACUGAUUUAUUAUCUGAUGUAUUUGGAAGAUCAUUAUCCUACCAUCCAAAGUCACUUCUAUUGAAUUUGAAAUAUAUUGAUUUUUGCGAGACCCAAGGUUUGGAAAAUAUUGCUGAUGAGACGAUAAGACAAUUAGAGGUCGAUUAUCCAGAUUCAAGAGAAGUUUCUAUUAAAAAUAUUAAUUUAGCUAGAAAAUAUGGUACCCUAGGGACUGUAUAUAAACAUUAUUUAAAUUCUUCUCAAUCAAAGUCUUUCUCCAGUUACAUCGCAGUGAGAUAUGCACGUUUUGUUUGGAAACACGAUCGUCAAUUAAACCUCGCGUAUGAUAUUUUAUGUGAUACAAUAAGAAAUAACGAUAUUAGUGUAAACGACAGCUUUGAGAUUUAUACAACAUUAGUAGAACUGGAAAUGGAAUUAAAUCCCAAAGAUCAUAUAUAUUGA